GCAGCAGCUACAAGAGGAUGGGUCAGAGGACAUCAGUGGGCCAGGCAUGCCCUCCAGCCACAGUCGGGGGAGCUAAGGAACCCAUGAGAGUAUUUUGUUGAGUCGACCUCCAAGGCCCAUCUGUUCCACAGUGGAUACCAAAUUCUACCUCCUACCCAGACUCUUACUACACUGAGCAACGGGACAAGAAGGUACAGCGAGAUCCACAGAUGCUGUUGCUUCCUCCAGAGGCAAAGAAGAUGUGAAGAGGGGGCUGCAUUCAAGUGUCCACAGUGCUAGCUAUGCGAGGGGGUUCCUGGCGGCCCCCGAGCUUACCGCUGCAGUGACGGGCACCGCUGGCAUCAGCAUUCCUGGCAUCAUGGGAGGUACCAUUCCUGGGAUCUAUGGAUACAAAGAAGACGAAAACCAGCUACCAAGGUGACAGCCUGACUUACGAGAUCAGGAACAGGCAGAGUCAGGGGGAAGAGGAAGCCCUGGAUGAAUGGAUUGAGGUGAUGGAGAAAGUGUUACCUCUCUCCCUCAUCGCCACCAAAGGAGGCAUCGAGUCUCUCAUUUCCCUUUGCUCCACUCUCAUUGAAGGACAAAAGAAAAGGGCAAAAGAGAAGAAGUGAUCAACCAUAUACAAGGCCUGCGAGAAACUGGGGCAACCUACAAGGCCCAGAACCUCUACAUCUUCCUGGAAAACAUCGACCACCAACAGAACCUCCAGCUGCAGCCCUGGAAGGACAAGCAGAAGGACCUGGAGGAGAAGCACCGAGAGUGCCUGAGCAGCAUGGUGACCAUGUUCCCCAAGCUCCAGCUGGAGUGGAAUGUUCACCUGCACACCCCUGUGGUCACCUCCCCACAGUCAAGGAAAAGCAAGCCGCCCCCAUCCUUACUCCAGCACAUCCACUCCAGCAGCCGCUCCUGCAAGCAGCCUCUGGAGCACUGUACGUCCAAGCACCCAGAACGUGUGCCCCUGCGGGUAGCCUGCCAACAGGGGAAACAGAUGGAGGCCAUGUGGAAGACUGAUGUGACCUCCUCCAGUCACCCAAUAGAAAAGAAGACCCCUGCCAGCCUGCCCUGGGACCAGCUAGGGGGGCGCCCAGAUAUUCCCCGGCUGUUGGCAUUGGAUGUGCAUUCCUCCUACCACAAAAGCUUCAUGUCCCUCAAGGCCCGUGCCUCAGCGACCCAAAGAAAGACAUGCCUGGAACCCCCAGAUGAGUCAGCUGAACUUGUUCAUAAAAAGUCAAACGAGUCCUUCCCUGGAACCCUAAAAAGCAGGAGGAUCGAGACAACCCCAGUCCCCACUCCAUCCCUCAGCCAGUGAUUCUCAGACUUCAGGGUGACUACGUAUCACAUGGAAACUUGUUCCAAAUGCAGGUUCCCAGGUGGUAUUUUUAAACGCACACUCUGGGUAUGGCUAAGUAGUCCUAGAACCUUGAGAAACACUGCUUUCCUC
Messenger RNA from Equus quagga, 1441 nucleotides. It is a transcript of the gene FAM186B, whose product is annotated as family with sequence similarity 186 member B. Bases 773 to 1309 code for a protein of 178 amino acids. The transcript is spliced from 8 exons. NCBI's taxonomy places the organism in Eukaryota, Metazoa, Chordata, Mammalia, Perissodactyla, Equidae. The record is from RefSeq and is a predicted model, not a curated record.